Messenger RNA from Pecten maximus, 2252 nucleotides. RefSeq names its product orexin receptor type 2-like. The transcript is spliced from 7 exons. Gene Ontology annotation, cellular component: membrane. Gene Ontology annotation, biological process: G protein-coupled receptor signaling pathway. The record is from RefSeq and is a predicted model, not a curated record. NCBI's taxonomy places the organism in Eukaryota, Metazoa, Mollusca, Bivalvia, Pectinida, Pectinidae. Gene Ontology annotation, molecular function: neuropeptide Y receptor activity. The coding region runs from base 296 to 1633 and encodes 445 amino acids.
CAGCUUUCACGCCCGAGCAUAACUCCAGUGUGCUACAGAUGCUGAGUGACCCUACCGUCAAUACAGGAUGGAGAGAGAGCGGACCACUAGCUGCCUUCUCAGCAAAUAGAAUCGCACGAAUGUAGGCAGGGGAGUGGAACAGCGGCCUCCGUAUUAAAUAUGUACAGCAUUUAAUAUCGUCAUGUUUAAGAUAAAUUAAGUUUGGCUGAACUUUUAUGACACUGAUCCGAUAAGCUACAAAACAGAAGCCACUAUGAUCAGUUAACCAGACUGCCCGGGACCUCCGAACUUCGCCAUGACUACCUCCGGCGUUAAUGUCACCCAGGUGUAUCCGGAGAAUGAGACGAUAUCCCAAUACGACUGGACUCCGGAGGAAUGGCAUGCCAAAGUCCGAGAGUACAUUUUUCCGGAUGUUUACGAGUGGGUAUUUGUGGCCCUUUAUGUUAUUGUGUUUACUGUGGGACUUGGAGGGAACUUUAUUGUGUGUUAUGCAGUUUGGAAAAAUAAACACCUGCGGACCGUCACCAACUAUUUCCUGGUAAACCUGGCCUGUGCUGACUUUAUUGUGAUUCUCGUGUGUCUCCCGUUCACCCUGGUUCAGGAUAUAUCUCAAUCAUGGCUGUUCGGACUGGUCAUGUGUAAACUUGUCAUCUAUGUCCAGCAAGUGUCCGUCCUGGUGUCCGUACUGACCUUGACGGCCAUUUCUAUGGAACGCUACAUGGCGAUCUGUCAUCCGCUGUCCUUCCGAGUAUCCAAGUACAAAAGUAUCCUGGUGAUCGGGAUGGUGUGGCUGCUGUCAAUGUUAGUGGCUGUACCCAACCUUGUGUUCCUCACCUUGUUCCCGGACAACAUCAUCCCAUCCGACAUAGGAAACAUUUGGCUGACGGCGUGCAUGCCAGCUGAUUUGAAAACUGAGUUCGUGUAUCAAUUGUUCCUCACAGUGGCCUACUAUCUACUGCCUCUCUUUAUCAUGGGCUUCACUUAUAUCCGGAUAGCAGUGUGUCUUUGGAAGAGUACGCUAGCCGGACCCGCUACCAACAAUAUAGCGUCAGAUAGCAAUGCCGCCACUUUACGUAACCGGAAGAGGACGGCUAAGAUGUUGAUUAUGGUGGUAGUGUUAUUCUCGGUCUGCUACCUCCCAGUCUACAUGUUAAAUAUUCUAAGGUAUGCAGGUCUGAUGGAUAAAACGCCUGAGCUGACAGUAUCUGUUAUCACACUGACGGCGCGGUUCCUGUGUUAUUUUAACAGUGCCAUUAAUCCGGUGAUCUACAAUUUUAUGAGCGAGAAAUUUAAAAAGGAGUUUCGAGUGGUGUGCUGGUGUUGUUUACAGCUAAAUUAUAGACGGAAUCAGCGUGGGACGAAUGCCAGCAGGACUCAGAAUCAUUCUUCCGAAGCCAGUCGUCAGGUUAGGAAAGUGGCCACAGUAAGACAGACACAGCCUUACGAGGACAAGCUACGCCCACUACUUAGUACUGACAUACAUCGUCACAACAGAGCAACUAUCUACAAAGAUGGCAGUUUGGACUACUCUGAUUCGAGGACGGAGAUGACGCGGUUAAAACCGUCCAAUCACGGCUCACGGGUGUGUAAAGACACCUACUACAACGGAAGCCCCGCCCAUCACCCCACAUGAUUGACACGUGGAUAUGUUACGCCCCCUCCACCAGAUUUCAAUAUCUUCGCAGUGAUUGGUACGGAGGUCGGACGUGUUAAACAUGGAGAUUAAUUAUUUGGUGUAUUUGUUUACUCAUAAACAACAUGUUGUGAUGUUACAUUUCUCCAUCCAUAUAUUUCAAAGGACAUCGUGACUUUCUUGUAGUACUGUGUAUUGUUUCGUGAAAAACCGUUUGUGAAAAUAAAAUAAUUCAUUUAAGGACUGAUAUAUAUAUAAAUGUGUGUGUGUAAGGUGAUGAUUUAUGGAUAUGGCGUUUCAGCUACAUGUUUUAAAUCUAACGUUUGUAUGUACCAUAAUAAAGCAACGCCGAACGUGGUGAGCUCUUGGAUGUAUGACCGCUCCCUUCAAACAUGCUCCAUGCGGGGAAAACACUGUAUAGCAUAAGAUGUUCGCAGUGUAUAAAUUUACCAGGAAAAUAAACACGACGAAUUUAGUUAGAAUACCAGAUUGUUUCUAUUGUUAUGAGGAAGCUAAGAACGGUUGUUAUGAAAAACUAUUUUGAAAAAUGCAACCAGGAAAAAGAAAACCUACGAAAAAUUCAUUGUAUACAGCAUUAUUAAAAUGAAUCAAGCAUCUA